Messenger RNA from Setaria italica (foxtail millet), 3149 nucleotides. Its product is annotated as molybdenum cofactor sulfurase. NCBI's taxonomy places the organism in Eukaryota, Viridiplantae, Streptophyta, Magnoliopsida, Poales, Poaceae. The transcript has 22 exons. Gene Ontology annotation, molecular function: molybdenum cofactor sulfurtransferase activity; molybdenum ion binding; pyridoxal phosphate binding. Bases 380 to 2860 code for a protein of 826 amino acids. Gene Ontology annotation, biological process: Mo-molybdopterin cofactor biosynthetic process. The record is from RefSeq and is a predicted model, not a curated record.
CUGACGCUUGCAGAAAGCUCCGCGCGACGAGAAAUUCCCCUGCGUCAAAUCGUGCCUGCUUCCCUGGACCGCGGAGGCGUUGAACCGUGCGUGAGCCAUUACGUGGCGUCGACACCCAGCUCGGCUGCUCGCUGCCCCAUCUCCGUCAUUUGAGAUCCGCAGCCUGUGACUUUCUUGCCCCACUCCGCAUCGUGCCGCACGAGUGGACAAACUGAAACACGAUCCCUAUCAAUCCGGAGCCCGAUUCGGUGCCCACCUCCAAUUUCACCAGUAACUAACCCCAGAGGCAAUAGGAAUUGCUCUGCUAAGUUAUCUUCGAGCUUAAUCUGAUCGUGUUGGUCGGGCUCAGAACUUCGAUUUGUGGUGUUGCGGGAGAGAGAUGGCGCAGAGCAAGGAGGAGUUCUUGGAGCAGUUCGGCGGGGACUACGGCUACCCGGACGCUCCCAGGGGAAUCGACGAGCUGCGGGCCGCCGAUUUCAAGCGGCUGGAAGGGAUGGUUUACCUGGAUCAUGCUGGUGCGGCGCUGUACUCAGAGGCACAGAUGGCGAAUGUUGCCAAAGACCUUAUGUCGAAUGUCUAUGGAAAUCCUCAUAGCCAGAGUGAUUCAAGCAUGGCUACAAGUGAUCUUGUUACUUCUGUGCGGCAUCAGGUCCUAAAAUACUUCAACGCAUCUCCAAGGGACUACAAAUGUAUAUUUACCUCUGGGGCAACAGCAGCUCUAAAACUUGUUGGCGAAUGUUUUCCAUGGAGUAGAGAAAGCUGCUACAUGUACACAAUGGAAAAUCACAAUAGUGUGCUUGGGAUAAGAGAGUAUGCUCUGAGCAAAGGAGCUACUGUAUCGGCAGUUGAUGUUGAAGAGGUUACUGAUCCAUCAAAGAAUCUUGGAAGUGAUAGUUUGUUUAACAUUUCAAAACACUCAAACCAAAGAAGAGGUGAUGAUGUGCUUUUGCAUAACUAUCAGAAUGGAAGCCUGACAGCUAUUUCAGGAAACAAUUUAAAUCUAUUUGCAUUCCCUUCAGAGUGCAAUUUCUCAGGACACAAGUUCAAUCUAAGCUUGGUCAAGCUCAUCAAGGAAAGGAAAUUUUUGAGUGCAUCACAGCAACAGGGCCGCUGGAUGGUUUUGAUAGAUGCUGCAAAAGGAUGUACAACUGAACCACCAAACUUAACCGUGUGUCCUGCUGAUUUUGUUGUCUGUUCGUUCUACAAGAUAUUUGGCUACCCAACUGGUCUUGGUGCCUUAAUUGUAAAAAAUGAGGCUGCUAGUUUACUGAACAAGACAUACUUCAGUGGAGGAACGGUGGCUGCUUCAAUUGCUGACAUUGACUUUGUUCAGAAAAGAAAAAGCAUUGAACAAGUUCUUGAGGAUGGAACAAUCUCAUUCUUGAGCAUAUCCUCUCUUCGAUAUGGAUUUGAGAUAAUUGAUAUGCUAACUAUCUCAGCUAUUGCACGGCAUACUGCAUCUCUUGCUACUUAUGUGAGAAAGAAAAUGAUGGAUUUGAAGCACAGCAAUGAGAAAAAUGUUUGCAUAAUCUACGGACAACAAGCUUCUAAGGUGAAAGAUCUGAAGAUGGGUCCUACAAUCACAUUCAAUUUGAAAAGAGAAGAUGGCACCUGGUUUGGAUAUCGCGAGGUGGAGAAGCUUGCUUCCUUGUCAGGAAUUCAUUUACGUACAGGCUGCUUCUGUAAUCCUGGUGCAUGUGCUAAGUACCUUGGCUUGUCACACUCAGAUCUAGUUUCUAAUUUUGAGGCUGGGCAUGUUUGUUGGGAUGAUAAUGACAUAAUAAAUGGAAAACCAACUGGUGCUGUGAGGAUAUCAUUUGGCUACAUGUCCACAUAUGAAGAUGCAGAGGAAUUUCUUAAGUUCCUGCAAUCAUCUUUUGUGUCCAAAGCUGUAGGAUUGACCAAUGGCUACAUGGUGAACAUGGAUAUUCCUAAUUUUGUAGAUGAUUGGAGCCAACAAGCUAUUUCAGAUAUCCGUUUAAAAUCCAUAACUAUAUAUCCUGUGAAAUCUUGCCAAGGAUUUAGUGUGCAGGGUUGGCCACUGACAAUUGGUGGUUUAAAAUAUGAUAGAGAGUGGCUUCUCCAAGGAUCAGGUGGUGAAAUUUUGACACAGAAAAAGGUGCCAGAGUUGAGUUCUAUCCGCACAUUGAUUGACCUGGAACUUGGGAAACUCUUCUUAGAGUCGCCAAAACGCAAGGAUAAAUUGCAAAUAUCUGUUCUAGAGAAUUGGACUCAUCUAAGUGCAGAAGUAGAUGUUUAUGGUCAAAGGUACGAGGUGCAAACUUAUGGUGACAAGGUAAACUUCUGGUUCAGCGAUGCUAUUGGACGUCCUUGUACCUUUAUGAGAUGCUUGAGCUCCAAGUACCGUUCCUGCACAAUUAACGGCAGGAGAGAUCGCCUAUGUAGAGAUACUCAAAGCAAACUUAGUUUUGUCAAUGAAGGACAACUGCUACUUGUUUCCGAAGCAAGCAUAACUGAUCUCAACAGCCGGUUAAGUUCUGGUAAUGGAAAUGGUAAGCAACGGGUGUUUGUUGACGCAAUGAGAUUUCGUCCAAAUAUUGUUGUCUCUGGGUCCACACCAUACAACGAGGAUAACUGGAAAAGGCUUAACAUUGGGGAGGCGUAUUUUACUUCUAUGGGAGGAUGUAACCGCUGUCAGAUGAUCAACCUGUACCAGAGCUCAGGGCAGGUGAUCAAGUCGAAAGAACCACUGGCAACUUUAGCAUCAUAUAGACGACAAAAGGGUAAGAUUUUGUUUGGCAUCCUGCUGAACUAUGAAGACAGUACGGAUGGAGAAGAUGAGACCAUUGUAGAGAGAUGGAUCAAAGUGGGGCAAGAGGUGUAUCCUUCUACCGAAUGACGUGUACAGAGGUCAACACAAAGGUUUCACUUGCCUAAGAAGUGGAUUGGUAACAGUCGUUACAAAUACGUCAAAAAUACAGAGACAUCCAGAUAUAGUUGUAUGUAAUAGUUGUUUUUCAUGCCUGCAUGUAACACCUAAGGGCUUGAAGCCUGUGUUCCGACAAAAAAGAAAUAUAGAGAAAAUGAAUAUAAUACGAAGAAAAAAAUGUAUAGCCUGAAAUGGUUCAGAUUUUGUAGUUCUUCGAUGAAUUGCACCUCGAAUGACUUAAUACUCCCUCCGUCCCAAA